Rubroshorea leprosula is the source of this 585-nucleotide messenger RNA. The record is from the annotation of a GenBank genome assembly. Lineage: Eukaryota; Viridiplantae; Streptophyta; Magnoliopsida; Malvales; Dipterocarpaceae.
CCGCGCUCCCUAUACCCACAACUCAACCCUCUUUCUCCGGCUCAACCUUUCCGCCUUCUCGCCGUCGCACUUUCCCGUAAGGUAAGGAAAACCUCGAGCUACAACCAUGGCAAGCACCAAGGUGCAGAGGAUCAUGACCCAACCGAUUAACUUGAUCUUCAGGUUCCUCCAAAGCAAAGCUCGGAUUCAGAUUUGGCUUUUUGAGCAGAAAGAUUUGAGGAUUGAAGGUCGAAUCAUUGGUUUUGAUGAGUACAUGAAUUUGGUUCUGGAUGAUGCUGAAGAAGUCAACAUCAAGAAAAAGAGCAGAAAGUCAUUAGGGAGGAUUCUCCUUAAAGGAGACAAUAUAACUCUGAUGAUGAACACGGGAAAGUGAUGAUCAUACUAGCAAUGUAUCUGGCAUCUGAUGCCUUCUCAACUAUUUGUAGGUCAAGCUAUUCAGACUGUAAUGUAGCCACCUUAUACAUUCUCUUCAUCUACUUUUUACUUGUCUGGCAUUUCUAUAUAUGAUUAUGCGGUUUUAUCAGGAUCUUUAAAUUGAGAAUUCUGGAUAAAUCAGAUUAGAAAAUAUGCAUGGUUGAUCAUUCA